Annulohypoxylon maeteangense is the source of this 2424-nucleotide messenger RNA. RefSeq names its product sulfate permease II. Gene Ontology annotation, cellular component: membrane. Gene Ontology annotation, molecular function: secondary active sulfate transmembrane transporter activity. The transcript is spliced from 5 exons. Bases 1 to 2424 code for a protein of 807 amino acids. Gene Ontology annotation, biological process: transmembrane transport. Lineage: Eukaryota; Fungi; Ascomycota; Sordariomycetes; Xylariales; Hypoxylaceae. The record is from RefSeq and is a predicted model, not a curated record.
AUGUCAGAACUCAAAGUCGGUAAACUCUUGGCUAGAGGACUAGGUAUAAACCUCGACGAACACCAGCAAGGUAUUCCCGAAGGCCUUGUUCAAAGAACCACUGAAAUUAUUCACCCGUUUCCACCCUUUCUCGAAGAACUUCCAACUAUUACACUUCCAUAUGUCCAUAAAUCAUCAAAUCCAAAAAAUACCGUUAUCACUACAUAUCUCUCUAGUCUGCUUCCUUUUACCCAAUGGGUCCGACGGUAUAACGCCCAAUGGCUACUUGCGGAUGCAAUUGCUGGGUUUACACUCGCCCUUAUAAUGAUUCCUCAGGGGUUAUCAUAUGCAACACUCGCGAACCUGAGCCCAGAAUAUGGCCUAUAUACUACCUUGACUGGCGCAUUUCUUUAUUGGAUAUUCGGAACGUCUAAAGAUGUUGCUAUAGGGAGUACAGCUGUUGUGUCCCUCCUCGUGGGAAAAUCAAGUACGAAUGUUAUCGAAAAACAUCCCGAGUUCGCAAAAGAACAAGUUGCAAAGACUCACGCAUUCUUGGCUGGUUGCAUUUUUCUCUUCCUUGGAAUUUGCAGGUUAGGUUACAUCCUUGAGUUUAUUCCUCAUGUUGCUACGUCGGCCUUUGUUACAGCCGCCGCCAUUACUAUUAUUUGCGGCCAGAUACCACCUUUGCUUGGGAUAAGCCGCAUCAACACGAGAGGACCGGCUUAUCAAGUCUUCAUUGAUACCUGCAAAGGUCUCAGCAGGAUCAAGGUAGAUGCGGCAAUAGGAGUUACUACACUGAUAUUAUUAAUAUUCGUGAAGUGGAUCUGCGAGUAUAUGACUAGAAGACACACCCACAUAGAAGAGGCCUCAGGAGACUGCCAAGCAGAUCUCCGCAAGAAAAAAAGGGAAAGGAUAUGCGCUACAGUUUCCUGUCUACGGUUUCUACUCGCCAUCUCUUUCUAUAUCGUUAUCAGUUUCUUGAUAAACAGGAACUCCCCUUUCAAUGAGGUUAAAUUUCAAUUACUUGGGAAAAUCCCUGUUGGCUUCAGUAACGUUAGUCCUCCAACAUUUCAAGUCGCUUUGAUAGGUGCUGUGAUCCCGGAGCUUCCAGCUGCCCUCAUCAUCAUCAUAAUCGAGCAUGUUGCCAUUGCAAAGUCAUUUGGCCGGAAAAACGGUUAUUCAAUUUCUACAUCACAAGAGUUAGUUGCUCUUGCUGCCACUAACAUUGCUGGUCCUUUCAUUGGGGCGUAUGCUUCGACAGCAUCAUUUGGCGGAAGUGCUGUCUUUUCCAAAGCUGGUGUGAGAACGCCCCUGGCUGGAAUCUUCAACGGCGCUGUCAUAAUUCUCACGCUAUUUGCCUUGCAGCCUGUCCUGUAUUGGAUACCAAAAGCUAGUCUCGCGGCACUCAUCAUACAUGCCGUGAGCAACUUAAUCGAGCCUCCCACCGAGAUGUAUAGGUUAUGGAUGAUAUCCCCGCUGGAUGUUAUCAUAUACAUAGCUGGUGUUCUCACCUCUAUCUUCAGCUCGCUUGAAAACGGGAUCUACCUUACUAUUAUCACAUCAGCAAUGUUCCUCUUAAUACGUAUUUCUAAGACGCCGGGACGAUUUAUGGGCCGCGUUCGUGUUCAUCAAUAUACGAAGUCCCUUGAAGAAAGAUCUGUUGUUAGCAGCUCUUCGUUUACUUCACGUACCAUAUUAGACCAGAAGAUGAAUGUGCCUUCAAGGGAUGCAUUUCUUCCACUUGACCGAAAAGAUGCGUCCAAUCCAUCUAUUUAUGUCGAAUCCCCAGGACCUGGAGUAUUUAUUUAUCGAUUUGCGGAUGGGUUUAACUACAUGAACCAAACCCAGCAUAUGGAAAGACUUUUGACGCACAUAACCAAACAAACUCGUCGUACACAAACGCUGGAAUACAAAAGUCCUGGUGAUCGCCUCUGGAAUGAACGCCCUUCUUCCGGGCCCGAUACGGAAGCCUCCAAACCAACUCUUAAAGCCGUAAUUCUCGACUUUGCCACAGUAAAUAACAUAAACACCGGCGCUAUUGGUGGAUUAGUCCAGCUUCGAGCACAACUUCAACGCUGGGCCGAUCCGUAUCCUGCUAAGUGGCAUUUUACGAACGUCGGCCCUCGGUGGGUUCGCCGGGCAUUGGUUAUGGCUGGUUUUGGCUAUCCUCUCAAGGAAGAAUUAGGGGAUAAUAGAAAUUGGAACCCGGUAUUCACUCUCGCGGAGCGGAAUCAACGCCGAGGGGGUGAAAGUUCUCUAUCAAAUGAACCUGAAAUAUCAACUAGAGAUAGUUCAAACAUUAGAGAUGUGGAAAUGGGGAAUUUUGGUCUUGGGAUAACACCGCUAGAGACGAGGAAACUAGUAUCUACGCAUGGAAUUAACUAUCCAAACUUCCAUCUUGAUACUACGGCUGCCGUGGAGGCUGUCAGAGGAUUCACUAAAUAG